GGGCGCUUUCAGUGUCAAGCAGUUGGUUGCCGUAAACAUAGCCCCAAAAAUACACACGGGAUUUCCCCUUCGUACGGCGAGCUCGAAACCCAAAAUAGCGCCAUGGGAAUUUCCGUACACGGAAGUGUUGCACAACAACAACAGCGCAGUGUUCAAUACAAGAUCGUCAAAAUGGACAUUUUCUAAUUGAAGAGUCAAGAAGUAUCGCUCUACAAAACGUGUGCUGAUAUUUCAACAGUACACGAAUGAAGAAGACGGAUCAUGGCUAGCCAAGGUGGAAGUGUUGUCUCUGAUGAGUCCCUAGCAAAAACAGCCUCGGCACUUAGAGACACCUGGCCGAGUCUUGCAGAGCAUCUUGGCUUCGAUCAGUAUGAAUGUCUGCUCAUUCGCCUGGAAUGUUCAGGGGAUGUCAAGGAACAGGCCCGGCACAUGUUGACGGCAUGGACGAAGAGAUACAACGGCGUGGACAUGCAAGGAUUCCUCAUCGGGGCUCUGAGGAAGAUUGGACGGUACGACCUGCUGGGAGAGCAUGGAGCGGAGAUUUUUGAUGACCCUUUGCUGGUGCCUCUGGCUGAUGCACUUGGAGAAGCCUGGCAGACACUGGCUUUUUAUCUGCACCUGGACGACAAUCAGAUUGUUAGCAUCGCCGGGUCAUUUGACCAAGUUCACAAGCAGGCCCGACGCAUGCUGACGGUGUGGAGAGAAGACUACCCAGGCAUUGACAUGAUUGGUCAAUUGACCAAGGCACUGAAGCGAAUGGGGAAGUAUGACCUGCUGAAAAUAAUAGGCCUGGAAACUGUGGAUGAAAAGUCUCUCCAGACACUGGCGGAUGAACUUAAAGGAGUAUGGCCCGAGGUAGCAGAACAUCUUGGAUUUGACGAUGACGACUGUGGGAGCAUCCGCGUUGCUUACCCCGAAGACAUCAAGGAACAGGCCUGGCAGAUGCUUAAAGCUCUCCGGGAGCGACACGAUGGUCUUGUCAAGAUGGACGAAUUAAAAGGCGCCCUCAAGAAAAUCAGUCGGUAUGAUCUGCUUAAGUGGCUAGGUGAGGAGAUUCUAGAGACAACCACCAUCCGCAAGAUUGCUAGGGGCCUGGGUGAGUCUUGGCCGAAGUUGGCUCUCUAUCUCCUGAUGGACGAGGUUCAGUGUGAAGCAAUCAUGAAGUACCAUUCAGAGCCCUGGCAGCAGGCCGAGGAGAUGCUUGUUCUCUGGCGAGAAGACUUCGAGGGUGAUAACCCUGUGGAGCACUUGGGCAGAGCCCUGAUGAUGAUGGACCGCGAAGAUCUAGCUCAAGCACUUGUACCGUCGCAACAGCUUCAACCGUGUGGACAAUGCGGCAAUGCCAAUCCCCUCAAGAUGCGAAGAUACUACAGCAAAGACUACGAAGGUUUCACCCGUGUGAUUGGUCUUUGCUGCGCCUUAUGCGGCCAGGAGUGGCUCUCAGAGCGCUUCUUGUUCCAUCCAGACGUGGACAACACUCGCCCGUGGGUGAAACUCGGUGGGGUCGUGCUGAAGGAACAACUAGAGGUACCUUUGGAGAAAAAUCCGGUCUUUCAGGUGAAGGACUGUCGCACCAAGAUUGAACACUUCGACGACAUUAGUCAUUACAUAAAGGUAGGGGAUCAUAUCACGUGGCACCGCCCUUGGGGCAUAUGGCACCAUGCAGUCGUGUCUGGCCUCUGUGAUGAGGUUGGAAAAGUCAAAGUUAUACAUUGGAAUAAACCAAACUGCAGCGUUUCAACGCAGAUCGUUGAAGAAGAGCUUGACUUGCGCCAGCAGUGGGGGGACACGUUUCGUAUCGAUUAUCCUAAAGAGAUUACCGCGGCCAACACGCCGGAGUUGGUUAUUGCCCGGGCUGAAUCGAGAAAGGGGGACAUUGGUUACAAUCUGCUCGGAGAUAACUGCGAAGCGUUCGCGUCUUACUGUAAGACUGGGGUUGCAGAGAGCUGCCAGCUUGUCUGGCUGUAUCGCAAAUACACGGAAAUUGUGGAAAAAGCGCUAGCUAGUCUCGCAGACGGCGUGUGGAAGGUUGGGUAUAGUCUCGUCAGGAAGAUCGCUAAUGAUGCGAUGGCGGGUGGAGGAAAAAAAGCAGUGGAAGCGGUGGGGGAAGCAGAGUUUAUUGAGCAGGUAUGGAAAGGAUCUAACUGGGUAGGGGUGGGUCUUGUGUUCGCUUUUGAAGGUCGUACGUGUUAUUGGGACCUCAGACAGGUGUAUGAGAAAAGAAAGUCGGGUGGCAUUUCUUUGAAAGAUUUCAUUGAAACUGCUUCACGGCGUGUGAGCGAAGCAAUUUUUGGUGCCGGGCUUGCUUCAUUCAUAGGCAUAGCGGGACAGGCUGCUGGUAGUUUCAUUUUGCCUGGAAUACUAUCACCAGUCGGUGCGUUUCUUGGAAGUGUCGUGGGAGGUACCUUGGGCUUGAUUAUCGGAAAACCCCUGGGCUCCAUUGUCGGACCCCAUAUCGGCCGUGCCAUAACUUCGGCAAUGGGGACCGACGACAGGGCAGUGGAGAGAAUCGAGGACCUUAAGCCUGGAGACCAAGUCGUGUUUUACGGCAACCUGCUGCAUCCAAGACACCACGCCAUAGUGGUUGACCGGUUCCCAGGUGCGAAGAAAGUGCAGGUGGUACACAACACGUACAAUCAGGGUGUCAUAGAAGAGAAAGUUGAUUUCUCAACAUCUGUCUUCAGGCUGGUGUACGACGAGCGGAAGUGUUAUCCACCUGACGAGGUGAUCCAGAGGGCCCGAUCUAAGAUCGGGGACGAGACGUACCGAUACUCCUUAGUCUGGAACAACUGUAAGCAUUUUGCUCGAUGGUGCAAACUGAGAUAGCUCACUCACAUACGGUCUGGUUUGAAAAUGCAGUUUGUAAUGAAAUUGAUUGGUAUGCUGGAUGGUUGUUUGUGCCUUGAGCGAUUGUGGAGUGCAGUCGACCGCACGCAUGAUACGCUGGUUUGGGGAGAUACCUGAUGUGUUCAUGUUGGUAGAUCAGAAGGUAGGAUGGUGUGAAUGUACAAUAUAGCCUGUCUCUCUAAAUUGAUUAUAUCUCUCAACAUCAUUAAGUUCAAUGAGCUUAUUGUUGAUGACGAUAAUGGCUUGAAGCUCAGCAAAACCUGUCUCACUGAUGGCUGUUUUAAUUUUCGAUCUUGGUUGGCUUGAGGUCUCUCGAUCAUAAUUUUGAAAACAAAAAUGUUCGAUUGAUUGUGUUGAUUGGAGGUGCUGUAAAUGCAUUGGACAGUCGUCUGUGUCUUCUGUGUUCAUUCUCAAUUAUAGUGUCAACGUUCAUUUACAUGUAUAUACUUCCAUGAAGCACGCUUGACCUUCUGUACAAAGCGCACAUUGUUCCCCUUUUUCGUGGCUGCUUCGCGUUAGCUGACGGGCAGUUUGUGUUUUAUAGAUGAGUGCCAUGCAGUUAGCCGUGAAAUGAUCGCCUAUUUAUAGUGCCCCUCAACGGUAAAAAAAAAACAACAACAACAACAACGGCAACAACAACCGCGAAAUAUAUUCUCAGUGCCGGACUCGCAUUGAUUUUAUAACUGAAAUUUAUUUAGAAAUUUGUUUUAUAUCUUAAAAAAGAUAUAGUUGCACUGUAUAUUGUCAGCAGGCCUAUCUUGACAGUAUCGGUCACAGAAAAAAAGAGAACUCGUAGUCGCGCACUCAUUGACAGUUAAGGGAUCGGAUUUCACAGGGUAUAAUGCUUGGGUGAAACAUGAAUUUAAAAAAUUGUACAACCAUUUUCUAGAGAAGUAAUAUUAUAGAACAAAUAUGCAGAUUUUGUUUAUCAAUGCUGCCAGUAUAAGUACCUACAUGUACAUAGCAUGUUUUUCAGUCUUUGAAAAUGAUAUAUCUUUAAACGUUUUCAUUUCUAUUAAAUCCAAGCGUUAUGAGAAUUUUAAUAUUGGAUAUAGGAACA
Patiria miniata (bat star) is the source of this 3907-nucleotide messenger RNA. RefSeq lists its product as uncharacterized. Lineage: Eukaryota; Metazoa; Echinodermata; Asteroidea; Valvatida; Asterinidae. Bases 262 to 2826 code for a protein of 854 amino acids. The record is from RefSeq and is a predicted model, not a curated record. Gene Ontology annotation, molecular function: protein binding. Gene Ontology annotation, biological process: signal transduction. The transcript has 6 exons.